Eurytemora carolleeae is the source of this 1594-nucleotide messenger RNA. RefSeq names its product protein disulfide-isomerase. The record is from RefSeq and is a predicted model, not a curated record. Gene Ontology annotation, cellular component: endoplasmic reticulum. NCBI's taxonomy places the organism in Eukaryota, Metazoa, Arthropoda, Copepoda, Calanoida, Temoridae. Gene Ontology annotation, biological process: response to endoplasmic reticulum stress; protein folding. Gene Ontology annotation, molecular function: protein disulfide isomerase activity.
GAAGUGUUCGUAUAUCAUGAUCUAAAGAAGCAUGAAUAUAUCCUGAACUGGUUUAAGAAGAAAAAGGGAGCUAUUCCCUACAGUAAGCGUCAUGGAUUACGAGGUUUGGUGAAGAAGGAGAAAACUCUAAUUGUUGGAUUCUUCCAGGAUGAAAAUACACUUGAGGCGUAUAUAUUCAAUACAGUUGCGAGAAGAGUUGAGGAUUACAACUUCUAUAUAAUAACAGAUAAACAAAUAAUGAGGGACCACUACCAGAGCUAUGGCUCCGUCAUGCUGAUGAAGGAUUUUGAUGACAAGGAAACCCAUUUUAGGGAAAAAUUUACUGAGGAAAACCUGGAAAACUUUGUUAGAAAAGAAAGUUUACCCCUUGUUAUACAAUAUGAGCCUGGUAGUGCAGGAAAGGUUUUGAACUCUGAGAGUAAGUUACACUUCCUUCUUGUUUCAAACCUAGAUGAUAAGGAACAUAAAGAGAGAAUUGAACAGGUGCAAACAGUUGCAAAGAACUACAAAGAUGAAAUAUUAUUUAUUCAUGUUGAUCUGGCACAAGAGAACCUUCCGAUGCUUCGUUUACUAGUUGUUACCGAGGAUGUACCCGCUAUGUACUUAUAUAAUAUUACAGAUGGAGCUAGAUAUCUUCUUACUGGUGAAGUAACAGUAGAAAACAUUGACACCUUUAUUCAAGAGUAUAAACAAGGAAAUCUUAAGAGAGGUUUAGUAACGGGAGAACUUCCAGAUCCAUCAGUUCCUGAAACCAUUAAAACUUUAGCACUGCAGAACCUGGCCCCUGCCGUUCAUCAGUCGGAGAAGAGCUUGUUUGUUUUCAUGUACGCUCCUUGGUGUGAGAAGUGCAAGAAAGAAUCUGAAACCUGGAAUUCUAUUGGGGAACAAUUCAAGGAUAGUAAACAUAUUCAGAUUGCAAAGAUGGAUAUAAUUAACAAUGAGCUGAUAUAUUUUGAUGUACUUGAUUAUCCAACAAUAGCCUGGGUUCCUGCAAACGACACAGAAUUCAGAAAAUAUUACGGGAAAAGAGAUUUAGAGACUUUAGAAACGUAUAUAAAGGAGGUGGAGAAAUAUGAGGAAAAAGCAUUAAGAAAACGGUUGAGGAAAGAGUUGAGAGAAAAGAUGAAACUAGCAGAAACCGUUGGAUCCAAAACAGAAAUUGAAAAGGAGAAAAACACUGUUAAAGAGGAAGAAAAAGAACCGGGAGUGAAAAGAGGAAUGCCGGAAGUUGAAGUUCUGGAACCGGAAGAAGAGCAGGAAGCACAAGAUCUGGAAGAAGACGAAUUGGAAGUACAAGAUGCAGAAGAUAAAGAACCGGAAGUAGUAGAUUCAGAAGAUGAAGAACCGGAAGUAAUCGAACCGGAAGAAGAGGCGGAAGUACUAGAUGCGGAAGAAGAAGAUCCGGAAGUGCUUGUAGUAGAUUUGCCGGAAAGCUCUUCACAAAUUAGAGAUGAAUUCUAAACUUUACAUCGGGGCUUAGAAAAAAUGUUUUAUUUUGUUUAAAUUUCAUUUCUUUUAUGUUUUUUUUAUGGUUGUAUGUUUUUGUAUGUUUUCGUCUUCUUUCCAAUAAAACGUUGAAUGGUGUGGGUUUAAA